GAGGCUGCGUCAUAGUCCAAUCAUAAUUCUGAGGUGAAACACACCGAUCGAAUACCUCGACUAUGCACUAUGCACCUCAAAUCACUCCUGCGUUUCCCCCUUCGGCCAACCUGAAUAACACUCGAAGUCGUUACCUCACUCCUUCCCAACUCGCUCUUCGAUAUUGACAUAACCACCCUUCUGCAAAGUCAGACUCCCAUUCACCUACAAGAAGCAACCCCGCCCACUGCCUCCAACAUGGAACGCAAGAAUAGACCCGCGUCGAUUCCAGUGUCACCCUCCAUGGCUCAACCCAUUGUCGACCUCACCGACAACGUCCUCACUGCUCGUCUUCCCAGCGGCGACUCGGUCACUGUCUACCUCUACGGAGCACAUGUCACAUCGUGGAAGACGUCCAAUGGGCAAGAACAACUAUUCCUCUCCAAAGCCGCUGCUCUCGAUGGCUCCAAACCCAUUCGAGGUGGCAUCCCACUCGUGUUCCCAGUCUUCGGCCCUCCUCCGAAAUCACACGCAACCGGUCAACUACCACAGCACGGAUUUGCAAGAAACAGCUACUGGGAGUUCCUGGGCAAGAACAGCAGCGAGAGUCUAGGCCGGAAAUCCGACGACAGUGUCAAGUUGGACUUUGGUCUGAGCAAUUCGAUGCUUGACGACGGCACAAGAAAGAAGUGGCCAUAUGAGUUCGGAUUGGUCUACAGCGUCACACUGAGCAAGGGCAAGUUGGAGUGUCAAAUGCACGUGCAGAACAAGGGCAGCGAGUCAUUCGAGUUCCAUGUCCUGCUCCACACAUACCUGGCUAUCAAGGACAUCAGCAAGACCGCCGUCAAAGGCUUGAAGUCAUCACCGUACGUCGACAAAGUCCGCGAAGCCAAGACCUUUACCGAAGAAUCGUCCUCUUUGAGUUUCGAAGGCGAGACCGAUCGUGUCUACACACCACCAACAGGCCAAGGUAACUCGCUAGUGCCACUGGUCGUAAUGGAGGGUGGUCAAGAGAGCUUUGUGGUGACACGGGAUUCACUACCAGAUGUGACGGUAUGGAAUGGAUGGGUCGACAAGAUCAAGGGCAUGGGCGACUUUGAACCGAAAGACGGUUGGAAGAGAUAUCUGUGCAUAGAGCCAGGAACCGUGAGUACGUGGACGAAGCUCGAAGCCGGCGACGCGUGGGAGGGUGGUGCUGCUUACGAGAGCAAGUUGUAACGACAGCAAUGACCUAAAUGAGAACGAAAAGGAGCAGACGAUCCGUCCAUCCAUAGAUGGCAUGAGACCUUCAAAAGUGGUACACAGUCGAGUCUUCACACCGAGAUAGAGCGUUGAUCUACCCAUUAGCAUGCAACCAGAGACUUCAAUUACGCAUCUUUCUCAAUUCAAAGUG
This is a messenger RNA of Exophiala viscosa, 1372 nucleotides long. Its product is annotated as aldose 1-epimerase. Gene Ontology annotation, biological process: carbohydrate metabolic process. Lineage: Eukaryota; Fungi; Ascomycota; Eurotiomycetes; Chaetothyriales; Herpotrichiellaceae. The transcript is spliced from 2 exons. The coding region runs from base 238 to 1197 and encodes 319 amino acids. Gene Ontology annotation, molecular function: carbohydrate binding; glucose-6-phosphate 1-epimerase activity. Gene Ontology annotation, cellular component: cytoplasm. The record is from RefSeq and is a predicted model, not a curated record.